This is a messenger RNA of Durusdinium trenchii, 564 nucleotides long. The record is from the annotation of a GenBank genome assembly. Lineage: Eukaryota; Dinophyceae; Suessiales; Symbiodiniaceae.
AUGGAGUCUCUAGCCUAUGCUACUCACAUGGAGCGCCACUAUGAGACCUUGGCAGACUUUACGCUCUUUGUUCAAGGAUCGCCAUUUGAACAUGCAUCCCAAAGAUUGGUGGAAGACACGGUCUCUGCGGUCCAGGAAGGCCUCUACGACGUUCCUUUCCUUCACAUGAACUCUCGCCGGUUCCUUUCAGGAUCUAGCUUCUGUUUGAGGGACUUGUACACGCGGUUGAUGGAAAGUCCAGCGCAAGUACCAGAGGCAUUUGGCUCCUAUUGUUGCAGCCAGUUCAUGGUUCGUCGGGAUCGGAUUCAAGCCCGGCCUCGGGCUCUUUAUCACCGAAUUCGUUCCAUCCUGUUGGGUGAAGUUCCGCUAGCCUGUGCACAGGAUGUGAAAUAUGACCCACGGCCCCGUAUCGCAGUUUCUGCACUCUUUGAGCACCUGUGGCACGUGGUCCUGGGAGAGUCGCCUGUUCUACCGACAAGACGAAGCGACCAGAGGCUUCCCCUUUUUGCGCGGGUGGAUGUCAUCGAGGGUGCACUUCCAGAUGUCCUUUUAAGCCAGAUGUAA